Messenger RNA from Brassica napus (rape), 2104 nucleotides. RefSeq lists its product as uncharacterized. The transcript has 3 exons. The record is from RefSeq and is a predicted model, not a curated record. Bases 709 to 1731 code for a protein of 340 amino acids. NCBI's taxonomy places the organism in Eukaryota, Viridiplantae, Streptophyta, Magnoliopsida, Brassicales, Brassicaceae.
AUAUCAUUCUUUGGCGUGAUGUGUUUGGUACCACCAGUUAAUGUGCAUACAAUGUGUUUCAGGAGGAGUGGGCGGAUUAAGCUACCGCAUUUCUACUGUUGCAUAUGGUGAGCGAGCAAAUACUCGAUGAGCAAUCCAAUCCGAACUACUGAUUAGUUUUUUUUUUUUUUAAAUCCAAAGAGAGUGAGAAUCAUAAGCUGUUCUUAAUGUAGAGGACCUCAAAGAUUUAUGAUGUAGAUUAAAUACUGAAUUGUCUUCAUCUUCAACCAAUUUAAAAGGUUUCGUAAAAAAAACUUGGAAACUUUUGGUAUGCUAUUUAGCAAAAAAAAAAAAAAAAAAAAAAAAUUGCUACGCUAAUGCAACUGUACUGAGUUGGCAAUAUGACAUGGGCCCCCACAGUGGAGCUUACAAAGCAACACGUGUCAUGCUUACCUGGCAAAAGAACUACAGCUUACACACGUGGCACGCUUAGUUGGCGAAAAGGAUGGUUAUGAUUUUGCUUCCUUCCCUUCCUUCCUUCCUUCACGGGUUACGACGGCAACAAAGCAUUUUCGAAGCUCUUUACGCGUGAAUCCUGUUUCUGCCUGCACACUCUGAGAGGAGGAGAUUCAUGUCUAAUCCUGUUUAAAACGCAGCGUUUUCAUUCCGUGUUUGUUUAUGAUUACGAAAGCUAAUCCCCCAUAAUCUGGGUUAAGCUCCAAACAAACCAUGGACACUGGAGGAUUCUCCCGCACGAAUCACGAACCCUCACCGUCCGAUGAUCAUCAAUUCCACUCGAUGAACGCGCUCGAGAUUCUACGAGAAACCGUACGGAUCCUCCGCUACAACCUCGCCGCGUUCACGCUAACCUUACUCCUCCUGAUCUGCCCCGUCUCCGCCAUCCUCCUCCCCAACCUCCUCGUCGAUCAAUCAGUCGUCAAUUCCCUCACCAUCCGCCUCCUCCUCCUCGCCAAAUCCAGCGGCUUGCCGUUACUCCCUUUCGUUCGAAACUCGUGCCAGAAAUUCUCCGAAACCGCCGUCUCCUCCGCCGCGUGCUUCCCUCUCUUCGUCACUCUCUCGCUUCUAUCCAGAGCCGCCGUCGUCUACUCCGUCGAUUGCACUUACUCCAGGAGGAAAGUCGUGGCGACUAAGUUCGUUGUGAUCAUGCAGAGACUCUGGAAACGUCUCGUCUUCACUUACCUUUGGGUCUGCGUCGUGAUCGUCGUUUGCCUCACUUCCUUCUGCGUGUUUCUCGUUGCUGUUUGCAGCUCCUUCUUCGUUCUUGGCUUCUCUCCUGAUUUUAACGCCUACGGAGCUAUAUUAAUCGGUUUGGGGUUCUCUGUGGUGUUCGCUAACGUGAUUAUAAUCUGCAACACGACGAUCGUGAUUUCGAUUUUGGAAGAUGUAUCCGGUCCAAGGGCGUUGGUGAGAGCGAAUGAUUUGAUAAAAGGGCAGACGCAAGUGGGGUUGUUGAUUUUUUUGGGGUCGACGAUAGGGUUGACGUUUGUGGAAGGGCUGUUUGAGCAUAGGGUGAAGAUUUUGAGCUACGGAGAUGGGUCGUCGAGGAUUUGGGAAGGUCCGCUGCUUGUGGUGAUGUAUUCGUUUGUGGUGCUUAUUGAUACGAUGAUGAGUGCGGUUUUCUAUUUUAGUUGCCGGUCUUAUAGUAUGGAAGCUGUGGAGGCUCUUGAGGCUUCUGGUGGUGGGACUCAGCCCAUUAUGGAGAUGGUGUCUCAAGAUUUGUCUCUUCUAUAAGAGUGUCUUUUCGGAUUUUUCUCACACAUUUAGUUUCGUUCUGUUUUCUUGGUUUCUAUACACAAAGAGAGGGAGCACAGCAUACUCCAAUGAUCAUCGGUUGCAGGAGUUGUGGGCGAGUUAAGGUGCCUCAUUUCUACUGUUGCAGGGGUGCGAGCGCAAUACCUGAUCAGCAAACAAUUCUCACAUUUUGGGUAGAACUUACGAUGUGAACAAGUUUUUGUUGGAUUUGGAUCUCAAGAGGGUGGAAAUAUCAGACAUUGUUUUUAGUGGGAUGACUCAAAGGAUACGUUGUAGGCUUAGUUGACUCUGUUUUGGCAUAAAUCAUUUGGAUUUCUCCUGCAGAAUCAAUAUGAUAUUUCCUUUGUUUGAA